Mytilinidion resinicola is the source of this 1560-nucleotide messenger RNA. RefSeq lists its product as uncharacterized. The record is from RefSeq and is a predicted model, not a curated record. Lineage: Eukaryota; Fungi; Ascomycota; Dothideomycetes; Mytilinidiales; Mytilinidiaceae. The transcript has 4 exons. The coding region runs from base 1 to 1560 and encodes 519 amino acids.
AUGAAUCAAGACAAUGGCCAUCGUGCUCUCGACUUUACCUGCUGUGACAUCGAGGCAGCGAUCAUCGCGCGAAACAUCCUGCUAUUCAGUAUGAUCUCGGAAGAUAGCGCCUUGAUACAGAAUGAAAUUCUGUGGAACAUCUACUACCACUUCUAUCUUGACGGAAAGUCACUUGCUUCACUAGCGUCUCACUCGGAAAAGCUACUGGCAGCUGCAAAGACGUUCAACGACUGGCAUAAUAGCGAACAUGGUCGGACUCUCAAAUUUUGUGACACGAACACCUUUGGCAGCGCAGACCAGAAGAAGCGGUUCAAAGAAGGAUUAAGCCGCGCUGCAGACUUGUACGGCGCAGUCAAGGGCAAAGGACUCAAUACCACAGCAGUGCGCUCCGCAGGACCACUAAACAUCCAAGCUCUCGGAGAAGUUCCUCAACUUCAUACAGACUUCUGGAAAUUUGGCAUCACGACGAAAGACAACAAGGCUAUUACGGCAUCGACCCAUCCAAACCCGACGUUUUCCUCGACGGCUUUCAAUAAAGCUACCAUUCAUUAUGGGACAGACCCCAUCAUUGGUUUCCAUCUUGCGACGGCAUUCGCGCCUUUGACCAACAUGUCUCCUAUCCGCCCAUCAACUGACGGAAUGCCCAGAACCCAUAAAGCAGUCCGGAGCGCAAAGACGGAAUUCUACUCGUGGAUCCAGGCAUUCAGAAUCGGUAUCAAAAAGAAAAUUUCCCUUCGCUUCUUCGCUGGCGAUGCGAUGGCAUUCUGCCAUACUCUGUACCGAGAUGACAAUAACAAAGGCCCGGCAACGAACAACUGGUAUCAAGACAUGUGGCAUGCUAAACCAGUCAUCUUGGACCCAGCUUCCUACAGCACGCAAGGAGCUGUCCCAGUCGCCUUCGAUAUUAUUGAUACCUCAAACCUUAUCGAUCAUGUCGACGCUGUCAAUCUCUUCGUGUCCACAGUUCCGCUUCUCUCCAAAUCGCCUUACUCGACCCUCUAUGUGGAGACACUACUUCGGCAUCAAGAGACCAUAGAGGAGACCGUCAAUGCGCUACUAUGUGGUAACUUCCAGACAAUGGCUAUUCUGUUCGGCGUACUACCCGUAGAAUACUGGACCAAUGUCUUGGAGCUCGUAACAGCGAGUGAUCACAUUCUCGAUUCAGUCAGCUCCAACGCAAAGACGCAGAGUGGAUCUGCCGGCCAACUACGUUCGAAGAUGAGCUUGAAACGUCGCCUAUCGUCCAACUUCACGGGAGCUGGGCAUGAUCACAGAAUUCAUGUCGAUUCUCUGGAGCUAUCGCGACUACUCUUCACCAUAUACCUGGCUAUGUUCUACAAUGAGAAUCACGCCGCCAGGAUGGAAAGUUUGACCACUCAAGCGUCCGUGAGUCAUAUGCUCCAGACCAGCUCUUUUAUUCCCCAUAACCGCGCGAGUUUUGCUUUGCUUCUUCGCUUCCUUCACGAGAAGGUCGAGACUGACUGGCGCGGCAUGAUGAGCAGUCUGAUCGAGAGAAUAUCAGAAGACGGGACACUGAUGAUUGGGAAGAACUAUUUCUAG